Messenger RNA from Plasmodium reichenowi, 4791 nucleotides. RefSeq lists its product as hypothetical. Lineage: Eukaryota; Apicomplexa; Aconoidasida; Haemosporida; Plasmodiidae. The record is from RefSeq and is a predicted model, not a curated record. The transcript has a single exon. Bases 1 to 4791 code for a protein of 1596 amino acids.
AUGAAUGAAGCAUUAGAAAUUAUAGGGGAGGGUAAUAAAAUGAUUGUGUUAAGAACACAUGACAAAUAUGAUAUUGAUGAUGAUAAUAAUAAUGAGAAAAGCAAUGAGAAUUAUGUUAACAAUUUGAGAUUGUUAAAUAACGAAUUUAAUUUUCUUAAUAAUGGAAAUGUAAAGAUAGACAAUAUGGUUAUAUCCUAUUCAUAUCUUUAUAUUCUGAAACAUAUACAUCUUUAUAGUUAUAUAUUUAUAAAAAGAUCAGUUUUAAAAAUUGUUAAGAAGAAUGAAAUGAAAGUAUUAAAUAUUACACUACAAAAUAAUUGGAUAAAAAAAAUAAGAUACAAUAAAUUUAGAAUAUUUGACAAAUCAUAUUUAGCUGAUAAUAAUUUUGUUAUAUUUAAUAAUGAAUUUGUUGAUCUUAUAAGAAAUACUAUAGAUUUUUAUUAUUUUAAUAAAAACAAAAAAAAGUUAUAUACACAUAAAAUAAAAACAUACAUACAACAUGCAGACAAACUUAUAACAAAUAUUAUUGAAUAUACAGAUAAAGUAAUUAACUAUUUAAAUGAUAACUCAGAUAAAAUUAUAGAACAAAUUACAUUUAAUAUACAAACAUUCUUAAGAUAUAUUACAAAGAAAAAAAAUAUACGUGGGAUAAAAAAAUAUAUUUUAAAAUAUAUAAAAAGUAUUAAUUAUAAUGAUAUACAAAAAUAUGUAAUUAUAUAUUUUUAUGAUUAUCUUAAGAUAUUGAAACAAAAUAAACACAACAAGUAUAACAAAAUGUAUAGGAAUCAUGAAAAAUAUAUGUUUAACGAUAUAUAUAAUAAUGACAACAAUAAUAAUAAUAAUAAUAAUAAUAAUAAUAAUAAUAAUAAAAUUAAUAAUGAUGAUGAUAUAAUAUAUGAUAACAAUUGUCAACAACAACAAACUAAUGUAGGGUAUGUAGAAGAAAAUUUAUUUUCUGUACCUUAUUUUUUAUUACAAAAAAAUUACGACACAGGGAAUAAACAACUUCAAAUAAAAUCGUUUGAUAGUAAUAUAAAUAUUAAUAAUACUACAAAUAUACAAUAUAGUGAUAAUUUAUCUAAUCCUGCAAGUUUAUAUAAUGAUAAUAAUAGUAUAGCUAAUCCAUCAUAUAUAGAUAAUACAAGUGCACAAAACGUUCAUAAUGACAUGAUAAAUAACAAUAUGUCUUAUAAUAAUAUAAAAGAUAACUUUAAAUAUAUAAGUGUCGAAAUUAAAUUAAAAUGUGGUUUAACAGAUUAUCAAAACUUAUAUGAUAGGUAUAAUAUACAACAAUUAAUAAAAAUAAAAAAUAAAAACACAGAACAUUUGUCUUUAUAUGUACCAAGUAAUUUCUUUAAUCUUGAUUUCUGGGAUAUUUUCUGUAAUUUAAAUUAUAUCUUUUUAUUCAAUAGUAAUAAUAUUAAUAUGUAUAUAAAUAAUAAAAAAUAUAUGAACACAUCCUUAUGUUCAUUCAAAUAUUUCAAUAAUUUUUUUUUUAAUUAUUCCUUAUACUUUCCGACAAAUGAUUCAAUUAAUUUUUAUUUCAAUUAUUUAAACCAAUACAAAAAGGGAAUUAGUAGAAAAAAAAAAAAAAAAAAUGAUAACAAUUGUUAUGAUGAAAAUUUUCAUGAUUAUUUUAUAAACGAAUAUAAAACAAGAAUGAAUACAUAUAUUAAUGAUAACGUCGAAUGUGCUAGCCAAUUUAACAAUUCGUAUAAUAAUAUGUAUGAAAAUUUUAAUUACCUGACUUUUAUGAACAAUUCAGGUGAAAUGGAAGAAAAGGAUAAAAAAAAAAAAAGAAAGAAGAAAAAUAAGAAUAAAGAUAUUAAAAAUAAUAUGAUAGACACUAAAAAUAAUAAUAAUAUAAAUGUUUGUAAUGGUAGCAAUAAUAAUAGUAGUAGUAGUAGUAGUAGUAGUUGUAGUAGUAGUAGUAAUAAAUAUAAUUUUUAUUAUAAUAACAAUUGUAGUGAUAACGCCUUUUUAAGGGCAAGUCAAAUGAACACACUGGUGAAUAAAAACAAUAUUGUAUUACACAAUAAUUUACAAAAGAAUAGUGUAUGGAAAUAUAAAAGGAAUCAUUAUAAUAUAAUAAACUACUGUCAGAGAACAUGUAUAAUUCCUGAAAAUAUUAAUUAUGCAUAUAAAAAUUACAUAUUUAGUAAUUACUUUUAUUUAAAAUAUAUUAUAUGUGGUACCAAUUAUGAUAUAAAAGAAAUGUUGUUAUGUAUAAAAAAUGGUGAAUAUCGUUAUUGUUUUAACAAAUUGAUAUAUAUUUUAGAUAUAUAUAAGAAUAUGUAUUAUGUACAUAUGAAAACGUUUUGUAAAAGUGCUAUACAAAAAUUAAGAAAACAAUAUGAUGAAUUAAUGAAUGAAUAUUAUAUUCCUGAAAAAUUAAGAUUCAAUUCAAGAAAAGAUAAUAUUUAUUGGAACAAUGAAUUAUGUAAUAUUAAAUAUUAUUAUGAGAAAGGAAAAAAAUGUAAUAACAACAAUCCUGUUGAUAUAGAUGGAUCUUUUAGUAGACAUGAAUAUGGUGUGAGAAAAACAUCCAUUUGUAAAAAUAAUAAAGAGUUUAAUUUAUUUUUUACAGAAAUGGAUUUCAAAUAUAAUAACAAGUUUCAAAGAAUAAUGUCUGAAUAUUUAAAUGAAUAUAUAAAUGUGAAUGGAUUAAAAGGACAGUUUAUGAAAUUUAAAAAAUAUUAUAAUAUACUAUAUUAUGAUUUUUAUAAAAAGUUAAAAAAUAAAUUUGAGAAGAAAUAUUAUGCUUUGUUAAAAGGAGAAUUAAAAAUAAGAAAAGACUUUUUUAAAAAAUUACAUGAAAAUUUUAGAGAAAAAGUAUUACAUAAAUUAAAUAGAGAAUUAUUUUAUUUAUAUGAUGAAAAAUUAAAAAAUAAUUAUUAUUUUAAUUAUAUUAUGACAAAUAAAUUACAUAUGUGUGUUAGAACAUAUUUUUGUAAUUGUCAAUAUUAUAUAUCAAAUGUGUUAAAAAAAGUAAUAAUACGAUAUCGAGAAAAAGGAUAUGAAGAACAAGUAAAUUAUCAUUUCUUUUGUUUAUUAGAUAUAAUGAAUUAUAUAUAUAUGAAGAAUAAAAAUAAAUGGACAAAUCGAUUAAAGUUAUUGAAUAAUUCCUUUAAUAAUAAAGAACAAUCAAAGAAUAUGAUUGAAUUAAUUCAAAAUAUAAUGUAUCAUAAUUUAAAAUUAACAAAAAAAAAUCCUUUUGAAAUAAAUCAAAAUUAUAAUGAAAACUUGGUUAUUUUAUCUUGUAUUAUUAGAAAAGAGAAAUAUUUAUUUUAUAAACUUUUAUAUUUUCAAUGUUUUAGUUCAGGACAAGUUCAAAUGAUAUCUGUCAUGUUAUAUUUUAUUAAAAUGUUUGAGCAAUUAUUUAAUUUUAGAAAAGAACAAAAUGAUGAUAUAGGGUAUGAUUAUCAUACAAAAAGAUCAAGAUAUGAGGAAUUAAAUCAAGAAGGGUAUGAUAAAAUAUUUACCAAGUUUAAAUAUUAUAAUAAGAGUUUGGAAAAUAUAUUUAAUAUUACAGAAAAUAUGUAUAUAAAAAAUCACAAAAAUUUAUUACAUUUUAUUAAUACACAAAAGAUAAAAAGAUUAUCAGAGUAUGUUUUUAAUUCUACAAAAAAAUCAUCACCAUAUGUAAAAAUUAAAAAGGAGAAGAAUAAAAAAAAAAAUAUAAAAUAUGAUGCCUUUACCUAUUUACAAAAUUGUCAUUUCAUAUUAGGAAACGAAUUAUUAUUGGAUGCUGUACACAUAUGUAACAAAGCAACAAACAAUAAAUAUAAUUAUUUAAAAACAGAGAUGAAAGUAAAUACAAGAAAUGUAUACUAUCGUAUUUAUGAAACAAAUCAUCCAUCUUUAAAAAAAAAAAAAAAAAAAUUUACAUAUCCACAUCAAUCAUAUAUAAAAUCAAAAUAUAAUACUAGACAAAAAUUUAUUGAACAUAUAUUAAGUAAAGAAACCUUAAUAACAACGGAUCAUUUCCAUUAUUUAUCAAGUUCUCAUUUUUUAAAUCAUUUAAAUAGUAAAAAUAUUUCCUUAUUAAAAGAAAACCAAAAACAAGUAAAUAUUAAAAAAGCCAUGCUUGUAUAUAAAAACAUGAUUUAUUUUGUGUGCAGGUUUUUAAUAAGUAAAACAUUUUGUGAUAACAGUACCAUAUUUAAUAUAUAUAUAAACCAUAAUAAUACUAAGGAAGAUAUGAAUACCUUGCAAUAUUUAAAAAAUAAUCGAUUCAAGGUAUUAACCAUAAAUAAAAAUAUAAAUUCAUCAAAAAAUGAUCUGAAUGUAUUACUACAACAUGAACAAAAUCAUAAUUUAUUCGUUAAUUCAACAAAUAUUCAAGAUAAAAAUCUAGAACAAGAUCAAUUUGAUCAUUACCAUGAUAAUAAUAGUAGUAAUAGUAGUAAUUAUAUAAAUAGUUAUAAUCAACACGAUACUGUUAAUCAUAAUAAUAAUAAUAAUGAUGAUGAUGAUGAUGCUACUAUUAAAAAAAUGAAUAAAAUGAACAAAAAAAUAUAUAUUUCUAGAGCUAAAGGAGGGUCAUCGAAACAGCAUUAUCCUCUCAUAAGAAAAAUUGAUUUAAAAAGAAAAAAAUUACAUUAUACUAAUCAAAUGAAUAGACAUUUUAAAAAAUUAAUAACAAGUACAUAUAUAACACAACAAGAUAAAAAAAUAUUCUAUCGUAUUAGUUUAAUUGAUCUUUCUAUCAAGUCUUUAAAAAAAGUGGAUUACUGGAAAAAUCAAAUGGAUAAUAUAAUAUCUAUAUACAACAAAUUUUGUACAAACUAA